Molecule: messenger RNA, 348 nt
Organism: Dichomitus squalens LYAD-421 SS1
Lineage: Eukaryota; Fungi; Basidiomycota; Agaricomycetes; Polyporales; Polyporaceae
Exons: 1
Source: RefSeq, a predicted model, not a curated record
UCCUACCACGACGUCGACGACUUCGCACUCGUGCCCACCGACGUCAUCCCACGCGAUCCAGCCGACUGCACGAUCGAGCUUAAGGUCUCGUUCGACACGAUGGCCGAUGGCACGAACCACGCCAUGUUCAAUGGCACCACGUACAACUCGCCGCUCGUGCCCGCGAUCAUGUCCAAGAUGAGCCUCGGCCAGAACGCGAGCAUCGCGGGUGCAUACGGCCCGACGAGCUUCGUGCUCGACCACCUGACGACAUUCGACAUCGUGCUCAAGAACGGCGACGCCGGUAAGCAACCUUUGUGCGUGCUCCUCCGUUUUGAAUCCUUGUGCAUUCUGGUGCGCGAGACGUGA